Messenger RNA from Adineta ricciae, 1629 nucleotides. NCBI's taxonomy places the organism in Eukaryota, Metazoa, Rotifera, Eurotatoria, Adinetida, Adinetidae. The record is from the annotation of a GenBank genome assembly.
AUGAAUUGUUUGUCAAGCAAACAUAAUGUUAAAUUACUUGAUUUACCUGAUGAAUUAAUAUUAGCUAUUGUGGAGAAAGGUAAAUCUCAAAUAUCCUUUCUGUGCUCUAUGAUCGAUAUUGGUAAUCGUCGAUUGGAACAACUUACCUUCAACAAAUGUCAUUCAAUUGAUUUCGUGAUUGAUUAUCUUGAAGGGAAAAAUUCGUCGUUAUUUGUGAAUCGAUUCUAUUCCCAUAUUAUACUUCGUAUAUAUGAUCAAAUUCAAUCAUUAACAAUUCAUGUUCAUCAUAUUAAGUCUCUUCAUAAAUUUCUUCAAAAUAAUUACAAUGGAGUUCUUCCAAAUUUGACACAUUUGAAAGUUAGACUUUGUGCUAAGUGUCCUAAAACCGGUGCACAAUAUACGAUAGGAAACCAUCUAAUGUCUGAUCUUGAAUGGCGGAAACGACCUCUUUAUACAAUUGUUCUUCAAUGGUUUCUAUUUCCUUCAUCUCUUGUUAGUGAGCAGAUAAAUGAAUUAUGUUACUCGACAAUGAUGCGUUCGAUUCAAUCAUUUCAACUUGAUGAUAAUUGUUGUUUGAGCAUGUGUUUUCGUAAAGGUGAAAGACGCUUCAGGGAAGUACCUCGACUAACGGACAUUCGAAUGUCUUUAUUGGAUCUUGAGCAAUGCAUUCAUCUUUUACUGGAGCUCGGUUCACAACUUCGAUCAUUUACGGUAACUAUCGGAAGUUGUUUUUCAUACGAACCUAUUUUAACAUCUGAUCUACAAUUGAUUUCAUGUCCUAAUUUGAAACAAAUGAAAGUAACCAUUUAUAAAAACUUAAUAGGUUAUCAAGCGUGUUUUUCUCUUCUACGAUGUUUAUCAAAUAUUGAAGAUUUAACAUUAUUGUUAGCUAUAGGAGAUGAUGGUAUAAAACCCAAUUAUUUUAUUGAUGAAUGUGUUUUGGAAAAAGAUUUACUUUCGUACAUGUAUUGUCUACAUCAAUUCAAAUUUCAUAUUCGUUCAAUUUUAAAAAAUGUUUCUCAUGAAAUAAUCAAUGAAACUCAUCAAAGUUUUCUAAGACAACAACCAUUUAUUUGUUCAUAUGAUAGUUUCAAGAAUAAUUAUGGACAAUGUCAAAUCUAUUCAUUGCCAUUUAUUGGUACUCGCCUCGAUUUUGUUUCUAAUCGAUUUCCAUUGUUUAAUGGUUCAUUCUCAAAUGUUACAACUUUGCUACUUUUUGAUGAUGUGUUACCAUUCGAAAAUAUUUUCUUUCAACGCCUUGCUCAGGCUUUACCUCGAUUGAGAACACUGGAAAUAAGAAACGAACUCGAACAAGAACAGAAAGCGAAAGAAACCACAUUGAACAUCAAUCUCAUUGGUUUUCAUCAUUUAACUACACUUAUUUUGUAUGAUAUUCAUAUGGAUUAUGCUGAACAAUUUCUUUGUCAAAUUCAUCUUUCGUCUCUAGUGGAACUUGCUAUUGACAAACAUAUUUUAUUAACAAUAGUGCAACAAAAUCAUCCACAAGCAAGAGAUAAUUGCUUACGAAUUGGAAAACUGCGAACAUCAGAACCUUCUUAUGAAAUUAUACGUACGAUUCAACAAUCUUUUCCAUUAGCUGACUAUGUCAAACAUAAGAAUGAGUAUUGA